AUGGCAGGAAUCUCGUCAGGUUAUUCUGAUGACUCGUGUAUCUCGCUUGAAAACUUGGAAGAUGAGAUUCGCAUAGUAUUGAUAGGGAAAACUGGAGUAGGUAAAAGUGAAACUGGCAAUACGAUCCUAGGGAAGGAAACGUUUACGUCGAAACAUGCAGCGACAUCUGUAACAAAAAAAUGCAAACAAGGUAAUGCUUUUCGGGAAAAUAAGAAAAUAAUUGUUGUCGAUACUCCUGGUCUCUGUGACACGAUAAAAGCUAAGAAAGACACAUUACAAGAAGUGGCAAAAUGUAUUGGGAUAACAUCGCCUGGUCCGCACUGUUUUUUGCUUGUCAUUAAGGCUGACAGAUUUACCCCUGAAGAUCAAGAAGCUGUACAGACUGUAUUUAAGUUAUUCGGAAAUGAUGUACACAAAUAUGUUAUCAUUAUUUUUACGAAAAUUGAUCCAAUUAAAAUGAAAGGGAUUUCAAAGCUUAACGACAAGCUUGCCGAAUACUUGAAAGAGGUACCGCCAGAAUUAGAGUCACUUUUACAGCUUUGUGAAAAUAGAUAUAUUGCAUUCAACAAUUCAGCACCCAAGGCAAAAAGAAAGAAACAAUUCAAAAUGUUAUUUCAACUUAUUCAGGUAACAGUGGCAAAGAAUAACGGCAUUUACUAUACAAGUGAAAUGUUUGAAGCGGCAGAAAAUAUAAUAAAGAUGGAAAUAGAAGAAGAAAUGCGAAAAGAAAAACAGAAAGCUCUGGUGGAAGAAGAAAAGUUGCGACAGGAAAUAUCGAUCGAAAAAGAGAAAGAGGCAAUCGUGAAGUUAGAAGAAGAACGAUCAAAAUUAGGUGAAGCUAUGAAAGAGAAAGUACUCCAGCUAGAGCAACAAUCCAAAGAAAUGGAACAAAAAAUCAGACGAGAAAUGACCGAUGCAAAAGAUUAUGAGAUCAAACAAAGGCUUGAUGAAGAGCGCAUAAAACUAGAGAUUGAAAAAGAAAAAAUGAAAGUGGACAUGAUUAACAGGGAACAACGUUACACUCUUCGAAAAUCUGUCAGGGAAAAAAUAGAGGAAGAAGAGGAGGAAUCUACUGGUAGAAAAGUAAUAGAUGGUGCUACAAAGGUUUUUUCUGAAAUAGGAAACUUUGCCAUCAAUGCGGCUCCAUUUGCAUUGGAGGCUAUAAAAAUUAUAGUAAAUAAAGAGAAAUGA
Mytilus trossulus (common blue mussel) is the source of this 1191-nucleotide messenger RNA. Its product is annotated as GTPase IMAP family member 4-like. NCBI's taxonomy places the organism in Eukaryota, Metazoa, Mollusca, Bivalvia, Mytilida, Mytilidae. Bases 1 to 1191 code for a protein of 396 amino acids. The transcript has 2 exons. The record is from RefSeq and is a predicted model, not a curated record. Gene Ontology annotation, molecular function: GTP binding.